This is a messenger RNA of Penicillium lagena, 1449 nucleotides long. Its product is annotated as putative histone deacetylase SIR2. The coding region runs from base 1 to 1449 and encodes 482 amino acids. The record is from RefSeq and is a predicted model, not a curated record. The transcript is spliced from 4 exons. Gene Ontology annotation, molecular function: NAD+ binding. NCBI's taxonomy places the organism in Eukaryota, Fungi, Ascomycota, Eurotiomycetes, Eurotiales, Aspergillaceae.
AUGGACUUGUUACCGGCGCCCACUGAGCCCAGCGAGGCGCUCAAGUCCCCGGUCGUCGAGAUCGAGACCGUCGACAUGGCCGCCGAUGCCGUUGCGGCCCAAGACGCGGGGUUCUCGUCCGAGUUGGACACGGACAGCGACGACUCCGAUGCCUGGGAGACGCUGUCCAACGCCGACGAUGCGAUCCAGUUGCUGCGCGAUGAUCAGCUUCGCGAUGGGCUCGUCCCCGGUGCAUGUACCCUCGAAGAAGCAGCGGCGUAUCGCCAGCGCUUGCAUGCGAUCGGCAAGGCGGCCUUCGUGGAGGAGACCAUCGCCCGAGAAACCGUGACAGCCAAAAAGCUGUGCACGGCAUUUGGCAUUAUACCGCCGGCCUUCCUAGACGGAGCGCCAGACGAGGCCUUCCACCCUCUUCUGGCGAUUGCCAUUUCUCGGGAAUUUUCCCGGCGGCCGAAGCUGCCCCAGUAUAAUACGAUCGACGACGCUGUGAGGCUGCUUCGGGAGUCCAAAAAUGUCAUCGUGUUGACCGGCGCGGGCAUCUCCACGAGUCUGGGGAUACCGGACUUUCGGUCGAAGGAUACAGGCCUCUACUCGCGGCUCGAACAUCUGGGCCUGAGUGACCCGCAAGAGGUGUUUGAUAUCCAUAUCUUCCGCGAAGAUCCCAGCAUCUUCUUCUCGAUUGCCAAGGAUAUCCUGCCCACGGAAAAGAAAUACUCGCCUACCCAUGGCUUUAUCCGGCUGCUCCAGGAUAAGGGCAAGUUGUUGACCAACUAUACCCAGAACAUCGACAAUAUCGAGGCCAACGCGGGCGUUCUGCCCGAGAAGAUUGUACAGUGUCACGGAUCCUUUGCGACGGCAACAUGUAUGAAAUGCAAUUUCAAGGUCUCGGGCGAUGCGAUCUUUAACGAUAUCAAGGACGGUGCUAUCCCGGAAUGCACCGCCUGUCAAAAGAGAAUCGCGGAGGAUGCAUUGAAGCCUCAGGGGCUAAAGCGCAAGCGGAGUGCCAAUGGGCAGCAAAAGAGCCGCAAGGAUUCCGAUGACAGCUCGGAUGAGGAGGAUUAUGAGAUCCCGACUCCGGGGGUAAUGAAGCCCGAUAUCACGUUCUUUGGCGAAGAUCUCCCCGACGAGUUCGGUCGUCGUCUCCUGCACCACGAUCGCGAACUCGCCGAUUUGGUCAUCGUGAUCGGCACCUCGUUAAAGGUAGCCCCCGUCGCAGAAGUGCCCGGGAUCCUGCCGCGCAAUGUGCCCCAGAUCUAUAUCUCGCGCACGCCUGUGUCGCACACCGGCUUCGACAUUGACCUCCUGGGUGACUGCGACGUAGUCGUAUCGGAGCUCUGCCGCCGAGCCGGCUGGGAUUUGCAGCACCAUAUGAUACCCGCCGAUGAGAGAGUAGAAGUCACUCCCGUUGAGGGAUACGAGUCACGACAUAUGUUUCGGGUAGUUGGCGCAUAG